AUGCCUAUUCAUCAUCUCUCAAAACUUGCUUCUCUCUGUCAAUGUACAGGUAAAACGCUUAUUGCUGUCAAAUGUAAAGGUCUUGUAGGCACAUUUACCAUUCAAGCUCCUGAGCACACAGUGAUUGAGACACAUCCUGAAAAUGCCAUUGAUCUUCGAUUAUCUUGUCCUUUUCAACAAUUGAUGGAUUAUGUAGACACAUUUGAUUUAGACAAACUCGACCAAACAGAUCACAGUCAUGUUCCUUUUGUUGUCAUCUUGUUGAACUAUGUUAAGGCUUAUAAAGAAACGCAUGAAGGUCAAGUGCCUCAAUCAUAUCAACAACGACAAGAGUUGAUAAAGAUGUUACGUGCUGAUAUGAGAACACCCGAUCAAGAAAACUUUGAAGAAGCCAUUGCCAAUGUAUGGCGACUGGCUUCAUCUUCUACUGCAAUGCGUCGUAUUUUUGAAGACCCUUCUUGUCAACAUGCCAAUGGCCAAUCACCUUAUUUUUGGAUCUUGGCUCGAGCAGUACGUGAUUUUGUUGAUCAUGAAGGUGCUGGUCAUCUUCCAUUAUCUGGAAAACUACCCGACAUGAAAUCAGACACGUUAAAUUAUAUUCGGUUACAGAAUGUAUAUCGAGAAAAGGCUUUAUCUGAUCUCAAUGCUAUUAAGCAGCGUGUCUAUGGCUUAAUAGAAGGUACUGAUGUCAGUAUUCCAGAAGAAACGAUUGAGACCUUCUGUAAGAAUGCUGCCAGUAUCCGUGUGAUUUCAUACAAGGUCUUAUCUGAAAACCAUCUCCAAGGAACUAAAUUAGCUCAAUUGUUAAAAAAUGAUGAAAACUUCAACUAUCAUUUUGUAUUUGAAGCUAGUGACUAUUUUGAACUAGACUAUGGUCGUUUGCUAACUUCUGAAGAUGAUAUUGAACCCUUGAAGGCCAAAGUCCAAUGGUUGAUGGAAGAAAGGAAUGUAGCUACUGAAGACACUGAAGAGAUUCUAGCAAGUGAUAGUAUGGACAAAGCCAUCAUCAACUAG
Messenger RNA from Gilbertella persicaria, 1014 nucleotides. RefSeq lists its product as uncharacterized. Bases 1 to 1014 code for a protein of 337 amino acids. The transcript has 6 exons. The record is from RefSeq and is a predicted model, not a curated record. Gene Ontology annotation, molecular function: ubiquitin-like modifier activating enzyme activity. NCBI's taxonomy places the organism in Eukaryota, Fungi, Mucoromycota, Mucoromycetes, Mucorales, Choanephoraceae.